AUGGUCAGAGCAUUCAAGCAUCACGAGCAGAAACUUCUUAAAAAAGUAGACUUUGUCAACUAUAAAUCGGAUCCUUCACUCCGUGAAAAUGCUGUAAUGCGCAGAUACCACAUUCAACGGCGUGAAGACUACAUCAAGUACAAUCAAAUAUGUGGACAAAUUAGAAAGUUGACAAACCGAUUGGCUAUGCUGGAUCCUAAAGAUCCGCUGAGAAGUAAAAUGACAGAUGCUAUGCUGGAUAAACUCUAUCGCAUGGGACUCAUCACAGCUGCCAAGUCUCUAUCCCAAUGUGAAAAGAUUACUGUUUCCGCAUUCUGCAGACGGCGAUUGCCAGUCGUUAUGGUCCGUCUUAAGAUGGCAGAAACCAUCAAGCAAGCAGUGAUUUACGUAGAGCAAGGACAUAUCCGUGUUGGUCCUCAAGCAGUGACUGAUCCAGCAUAUCUAGUUUCUCGUAAUCUUGAAGACUUUGUUACAUGGGUUGAUACAUCCAAGAUUAAGCGCAAGAUUAUGAAAUACAAUGACAAGCUGGACGAUUUCGACUUGUUGUAG
This is a messenger RNA of Batrachochytrium dendrobatidis JAM81, 549 nucleotides long. RefSeq names its product snoRNA-binding rRNA-processing protein IMP3. Bases 1 to 549 code for a protein of 182 amino acids. Gene Ontology annotation, biological process: rRNA processing; ribosomal small subunit biogenesis. Gene Ontology annotation, cellular component: Mpp10 complex; small-subunit processome; small ribosomal subunit. Gene Ontology annotation, molecular function: structural constituent of ribosome; rRNA binding; snoRNA binding. The transcript has 5 exons. The record is from RefSeq and is a predicted model, not a curated record. NCBI's taxonomy places the organism in Eukaryota, Fungi, Chytridiomycota, Chytridiomycetes, Rhizophydiales.